AUGUGGAUGUCUAUUUAUUCAGCUGUGCUUAUGGUGCUAUCUAUGGGUGUGGCAUUAGUCAUAGGAAUAUUCACUAGAAGGUUCUUUAAGAAGCCACAAGAACCAGAUACAAAAAUAUCUGAAACAGUUUCCGAUAAGAUCAAACCAGCAGAAGGCUUGUUUAAUUCCUUACUAAGUGAAAGUGAAGUUGUAACAAGCAGGGUCUGCACGACUGAAGACCUGGAAAUUACAACAGGAGAGAUAAUGUACUACUUAGUCCAUGGCUCUGUCGAAGUAUUAUACGAUAAUUCCAUGAUUCUGGAAAAAACUGAAGACUAUUUCAUAUAUAACCUGAAUUGGCUAAUAAAUACAAAACAAAAACCCAGGAUAACGUAUAAAAUAUCAAAAAACAGUCAGUUAUAUCAGAUUGAUAAGACAAAUCCAACUGUAAAAUACUUCCUUCUGAAUAGGUUCUUCAGGGGCACCUUAUACACAGUUGUAAAUUACUUGGAGGAAGGUUUCUACUUGGAUAUAACCAGAAUUACAACAGGAAAGCAAACUCACCAGGAAAUCCUACAAGAAGUAAAGAGUAAGAUGGAGAUUAUUAAGAAAGUAGAGGCAUCACAGGAAAUAUCCCUUACAGAGACAUACGAAAUACCACCAAACACACUUAUUUACAUUUUGGAAGGCUCUGGGCGCAUAGAAUACACAGAGUCUGUAAGCCAAACAUACCAAAAGGGUGACUUAAUUGGUUCUUUAGAAAGGAUACUCCCUAUAAAGUGCAGCAGAAUAAUCCAUCCUAACGAGAAAACCCUGGGAAUCAAAAUCAAAUUACAACCGCUCUUAGAUGUGCCAAUAAGUGACUUGGAGAUGGUGGCAGAUGAAAUAUUCAACAGAAGUAAUUCUAUGGAGCACCUGGAAAUAACGGAUGCCAUGAUAAAUUGGCGAAUAAUCCAAGCAGGUGAAAGACUCUCUAGUGAUAUUCCUACGAAAUCAAUUAAAUGCAUAACAAACGGAUAUUUCCUAAAGAAUAGUGAUGUAAAGUACUUUGGGAUUGCGAGUAAGAAUGUUCUCUUUGAAAAGGAAGUGCUUUUAGGGCAGUCUUCUUCGUUUGAAUUAACUGCUGCCAGACUCUCUGAAGUAAUAGAAAUCCCAAAGGAAUAUAUAACCAGAAUCACAUCGAGUUAUCCUGCACUGUCAAAUGCCAUCUACAGAAGGAUAUUGGAGAGAACAGGAGUAGAGACAGAAUUAAAACAGCCAUCAAUUAUAACCUUCAUACCAAACGAUAAAAAAGAGACACAAUUAGAGAUAUUCACGUACUUCUUAGGGAGUGAGAUGGAGAGAAGUGAUUCCUGCAUAAUUCUGUCAUCCUCAGAGUUAAAUAUGAAGCUGAAAUCAAUUCAAACAGUAAAACACACAAUUCCACUUCUAAAUUACAUAAGUGACCUACAAAGAGAGUAUUCCUACAUAUUAAUACCCAUUGUGGAUGCAGUGCACAGUAAAAAGGUGAAAAUCCCAGAAGAAAAGACUGAAGACUUAAAAAGAACAAAAAAUAACGAAGAUAAAAAUUCAGAGGAAAUUGAAGGGAAAGAUAGAAAUCCUGUUGUAAACCAGACUAAAAAACAAAAAAACUCAAAUUCAAAAGUAGAAGAAAAUUCAAAAAAAACUGAAGAAGAAGACCAAGUACUGCAAGAUAUAACACCAAUUGUACUUUCUGAAAUCAUAUUUUAUGUUGUCACAAAUGGAGACCACAGGAGUAUAGACAUAAAAAAGGACAUAUUCUGCAAGAUAGACACUUUAAUACUCCAUAGAGACAACCAAAUGAAAGUAGCAGGUGGCAGGUACUAUGGACAAAGGCAUAAUGUAGAAUUUCCUCUUAUAGAUGUCCCUGUGUCCAUUAUAAAAACAAGAGAAUCAAUUAACUACACAAAUAAAAACUGUAAAUUCAACGCACUAGAAGACACAUGGAUCCCGUACUUCCCACUGAAUGACAUGCACAGGUUCAUAAGAACCUUAAAGGGAACAAAUGUAGGACUUGUCUUAGGGGGAGGUGGUGCCAGGGGAAUAGCCCACAUUGGAAUAAUUGAAGCCCUGGAAGAAGCAAAUAUCCCAAUUGAUGCCGUAGGGGGUACGUCAAUGGGUGCAUUCGUAGGGGCAUUGUAUGCGCAAAGGGCAAAUAACAAAGAAGUAUUUAUACAAGCAAAAAGACUGACAAAUCUACUGGGGAGUGUAUGGAGGGUGAUCGUAGACCUAACGUACCCUAUAUGCUCAAUGUUCACAGGAAAGAGCUUUAAUUGGGCACUCCGGUUGAUCUUCAAGAAUAGAAGGAUUGAAGAUCUAUGGCUACCGUAUUACUGCAUAACAACGGACAUAGCAGACUUUGAAGAGAAGAAGCACACGGAUGGAAUACUUUGGAGAUAUGUCCGGGCAAGUAUGAGUCUAUCUGGGUAUCUGCCACCUUUAUGCGAUAAUGGAUCAUUUUUAUUAGAUGGCGGUUAUAUGAAUAAUGUGCCUGCUGAUGCAAUGCGAUCAAUGGGAAUUCGGAAUAUAAUUGCAGUGGAUGUAGGGAGUGAAGUGGAAACUACAUUUGCAGACUAUGGGGACAGCAUAAAUGGGUUUUAUAUACUGAUGCAGAAGAUAUUCAGUACGAAGAAAUUCCUGUCUCUUACGGAGAUACAGUACAGACUGGCGUAUCUAACGAGUAUGCAUAAAGAGAGAUCACUUAAGUCUGAUGUAACAAUUAAAUAUAUACGGCCUGAUAUGGCAGGAUAUAAGACAAUGAACUUUAGACAGUUUGAUGAAAUUGUUGCACACGGGUACCAGCAUGGAAAGAAAGUCAUUGCAGAGUGGAAAAAUACUGGGGAAUAUUUAGAGCUAACCACCAUGACACGGGCACCCAGAAGGAUAUAG
Molecule: messenger RNA, 2889 nt
Organism: Nematocida ausubeli
Lineage: Eukaryota; Fungi; Microsporidia
Exons: 1
Coding region: 1-2889 (962 amino acids)
Biological process (GO): phosphatidylcholine metabolic process
Cellular component (GO): endoplasmic reticulum
Molecular function (GO): phosphatidylcholine lysophospholipase A1 activity
Source: RefSeq, a predicted model, not a curated record